Messenger RNA from Siniperca chuatsi (mandarin fish), 2883 nucleotides. It is a transcript of the gene zdhhc1, whose product is annotated as zinc finger DHHC-type containing 1. The transcript is spliced from 11 exons. Bases 966 to 2666 code for a protein of 566 amino acids. Gene Ontology annotation, biological process: protein targeting to membrane; peptidyl-L-cysteine S-palmitoylation. Gene Ontology annotation, cellular component: Golgi apparatus; endoplasmic reticulum. NCBI's taxonomy places the organism in Eukaryota, Metazoa, Chordata, Actinopteri, Centrarchiformes, Sinipercidae. The record is from RefSeq and is a predicted model, not a curated record. Gene Ontology annotation, molecular function: protein-cysteine S-palmitoyltransferase activity.
UCACGGUCUACACUGCUGUCUUAUGAUCGCGUGGUCAUAUAUGAAGCACUUUGAACUGCACUCACCUGUGUGAAAGGUGUGAUCUUCUCCGUUUAGUGUUUAGCAACACGGAGCUGCCGCCCCCUGCUGGGCAGAGCGCGACCACACAGCGGCGCCCGAAGGCUGCUCUCAGAUCAGUUUACAUCGAUGGCAGGAAGUGGGCGGGAUCAGCUCCGCUGACCAAUAACAGGCGGAGCUGGAGCGUUACCAAGGGAACGGCGUACAGAGCUGGGCGACGGUGGGAGGCGGCAGCAGCAGCCAGGCUAACAUGCUAACUAGCUAGUUAACGGAUAGUUGAAUCGCCAGCGGCUGUUAAAUAUUUAAAAUGAUCUUCCACGUUAAAAAUUUAAAGUUAAGGCCCGGCGUUUGAUUCGCGCCCUGCGGUCACCGCUUCACUGUCUGUCGGCGUUAGCCAGCUAGCAUGGCAGCAGCGGUGUCCGGCUAACGAGGCUAGCGCUAGCUGUCGGCGGAUAGAUUAGCACGCUAACCGUCACAGAAACUAACGUGUUAAUCUUAAUAUUAUCCGAUAAUAGUUACAAAACAUCCGCAGGCUCGGCGGGGAGAUGUAGCCGGUUAGCACCGAGCUAACGCAGCUGCCGGGUUUAACACGGAUCGUGUCUUCAACCGGGAUGGAUGUGAGUUAACAGCUGGACUGGGACGGUCUGACCCGGUUCGCGACCCGGGUCUGUGGUUCUCUGGACGGAGCUUGCGAGUCGAGCCGAGCCGAGCGGUUCUCCCCAGCAGCGGCCUGGUCCUCCCGGGCCGGGGGACGGCAGAGCUCCACGCCGCCGGUCAGGCCCGGACUCUGGGAUGAGAAGAGAUGCAGCGCAGCGGAGGGCCGAGCCACAUCCCGAGUCCCGUUAACUCUUGCUGAACAGGUGAACUGGCCCCCACACCUGGUUGCUUCAGGUCUAAGGAACCUCAGGAUGGAUGUGUGCAGUAAGAACCCGAACCGCACGGCGCCGGUCGGCGAGGACGGCCCGCACCGAGCCGACGUGCCGCUCUGCUCUCGGACCAACGGCUGGAGCUGGCCCCCGCACCCCUUCCAGCUGCUGGCCUGGCUGCUCUACGUGUACUUCGCCGUGACUGGCUUCGGCGUGUUCGUGCCCCUGCUGCCGGCUCACUGGAUCCCGGCAGGCUACAUCUGUACGGGCAUCAUGUUCAUCUGUCACCUGUGUGUCCACGUGAUGGCCGUGUCCAUCGACCCGGCCGACUACAACGUCCGGACAAAGAGCGACAAAGGUCCGGUCCCCGUGUUCGACCGCUCCAAACACGCCCACGUCAUCGAGAACUGCCACUGCUACCUCUGCCAGGUGGACGUGGGUCCAAAGUCAAAGCACUGCAGUGCCUGUAACAAGUGUGUUGCCAACUUCGACCAUCACUGUCGGUGGCUCAACAACUGUGUGGGGAGCAGAAACUACAAGUUGUUCCUCCACAGCGUGGUCUCGGCUCUCUUGGGUGUCUGUCUGGUUCUGGUCGUUUCCUCUUACGUCUUCAUUGAGUUCUUUUUGGACCCGUCCAAACUCCGCACUGACAAACACUUCCUGGUGAGGAACGAGACAGCCCUGUGGUUCGUCUUCCUGCCGGUGGCUCCCGUCAGGUCAGCAGCGGCAGUGAUUCCUGGUCUGGCUGCCGUCACCAUCGCUCUGGGUCUGCUGUCAUCGGUGCUGCUCUGCCACCUGCUCUGCUUCCACAUCUACCUGAUGUGGAACAGACUCAGUACCUAUGAGUAUAUUGUGCGGCAGCGUCACCGUCAGGACAGCAGAGACUCGAGGAAACCAGGAUCAGUGAAGGAGACGGCAGCUCCAUCAGUCAACCUCAUCAAGGACGUGAACUACUCAGGGACUCUGGGUUACACCAACCCUCAGCUGGACAUGGAGGAACCUACCACUGUGCCAGUGCGGGGGGAGGCAGAGUUCCUGGCUAACGGCAGAGUGAGGACUGUGUCCAGUCCUGUCAUGGAGGAAGAAGCUCCGCCCACCGUGUCUACAGAGCUGAAAGCAGCAGCACACACACACCGACGCACACAGAAAAAGAAGAAGGUCCGUAAAGUUCCAGCAGAGGUGACCAGAGAGCGCUGCCCGAGUUCAGCCCCGCCCCCCGAGUUCAGCAGUGUGUCCGCUGUGUCCCUGGGUCAGCGACUUCCUUUCCCAGCAUUCCCUCUGAAGGCCUCCCUGCCCCCCCUGGCCCCCACCUCGGGCCCCGUGCAGGCAGCCGCCCCUCCUGCUGAGUACCACUCGGACUCUGCAGAGUCUAUGGAGGAGAUCCCGGUGGUGUUGGCCAAACUGGGCUCUUCGUCCUCUGCUGCUGCUGCUGCUGGAGACGCCUCCACGUCUUCACACAGAGUCGUCCCAGCGUUCCCCCUGCCCUCCCCUCAGCCCCGGACUAAGAGGAAGGCCUCCUCCCGCGCAAGUAAAAGCGCAGCAGAGCUGAGGUUUGAGAUGGCCUCCACCCAUCCCCCGACGGUGUUCGUAAGCCGAGCCAGCGGGGAGGCCGCUGAGCCCCGGGAGGGAGGCCUCAGUCUGGGCAGGAGGCAGACCAGCUCCAGGCCCGUCUCCAGGCCCGGAUCCAGACCGGCGUCUCGGGCGUCGCUGGGCUCAGGUGCAGCCUCCUGGAUGGAGCUAUAACCUGAGCAGACUAUGUUCUGGAACAAUCUCUUCUAUCUUUCUACAAUCACCUGUGCUCUCUGUAGCCACGCACAACAAUCUUUAUUUUAUUUUAAAAAGUUGUUUUGUAUCUCUGUGACUAUUUAUUGGUUUUCACAAUGACUUGACUUUUUAAUUUUGAAUGCCAAAGGUGCGAUCCUGUCUGUGCACAAUCUUUAUAAAUGAAGGAAAACUUUGA